UCAAAGGCUGUUUUGAUGUUCUCCAUCCAGGAGGGUCUCCCCAGAGGAGGGCUGACCAUGAAAGAAGAACCCUUGACCAGUGGACUGACAUCCGUAAGGUCCUGGAUGCAAAGCGCUGGGAUCCUGGAUGCCAACACAGCAGCCCAGAGUGGGGUGGGCCUGGCCCGCGCCCAUUUCGAGAAGCAGCCGCCCUCCAACCUGCGGAAAUCCAACUUCUUCCACUUCGUGCUGGCCAUGUACGACCGGCAGGGGCAGCCCGUGGAGAUCGAGCGCACCUCCUUCAUCGACUUCGUGGAGAAGGACAGGGAGCAGAACGGUGAGAAAACCAACAACGGCAUCCACUACCGCCUGCAGCUGCUGUACAGCAACGGGCUGCGGACGGAGCAGGAUCUCUACGUGCGGCUCAUCGACUCCAUGUCCAAGCAGGCCAUCAUCUACGAGGGGCAGGACAAAAACCCCGAGAUGUGCCGCGUCCUGCUGACCCACGAGAUCAUGUGCAGCCGCUGCUGUGACAAGAAGAGCUGCGGGAACCGCAACGAGACGCCCUCCGACCCCGUCAUCAUCGACAGGUAUGUUCUUGGCUCCCAGGUGGUGGUGUCAACGACGGUGAACGUGGACGGGCAUGUCCUGGCGGUGUCCGAUAACAUGUUCGUCCACAACAACUCGAAGCACGGGCGCCGGGCGCGACGGCUGGACCCCUCCGAAGGUGAGCGCCCCCCGAGCUCUGCCGGAGCAUCCAGCUGUAAUGAUGCGGUUCUGGCGGGACCCCUAAUCACCCCUCACGCCAUCCGGGUGCAGACGCCGCCCCGCCACAUCCCCGGCGUGGUGGAGGUGACGCUCUCCUACAAGUCGAAGCAGUUCUGCAAGGGAGCGCCUGGCCGAUUCGUCUACACAGCACUGAACGAGCCGACCAUCGACUACGGGUUCCAGCGGCUGCAGAAGGUGAUCCCCCGGCACCCCGGAGACCCCGAGCGCUUACCCAAGGAAGUCCUGCUGAAGAGGGCGGCAGACCUGGUGGAGGCCCUGUACGGGAUGCCGCACAAUAACCAGGACAUCAUCCUGAAGCGAGCAGCAGACAUCGCCGAGGCCCUGUACAGCGUCCCGCGCACCCCCAGCCAGCUGUCCUCGUUGGCCGGGAACCACGCCCACGCGGGCAUGAUGGGCGUCAACUCCUUCGGGAGCCAGCUGGCCAUCAACAUCAGCGACUCGGGCCCGGGCACCGAGCAAGGCUACGUCCGCAACACGAGCAGCGUCUCGCCGCGGGGCUACGUGCCCAGCUCCACCCCGCAGCAAAGCGGCUACAACACCAUCACAUCCAGCAUGACCGGCUACGGGGGGGCAGCCAUGACCGGCCUCGGGGUGCCCGGCUCCCCCAGCUUCCUCAACGGCUCCACCGCCAACUCCCCCUACGCCAUCAUGCCCUCCAGCCCCCCGCUGGGCGCCUCCUCCAUCACCCUCCCGUCCGGCGCCAGCUCCUCCACCCCCGCCGGCGUCUUCUCCUUCUCCCCGGUCAACAUGAUCUCCGCCGUCAAGCAGAAGAGCGCCUUCGCCCCCGUGGUGCGGCCGCCCACCUCCCCCACCCCCACCUGCACCAGCACCAACGGGAACAGCCUGCAGGACCAGUCUUUUGAGGACUCCGACAAGUUUCACCCCCCUGCUCGGUCGCUCCAAGGACUGGCCUAUUCCUAGACACACUAUGUCGGGUCUCCUUGUGCCGCCCAUGUGACCCGGGACUGGACCGGGACCCGGAGGGAGCGGACCACACACAGGGACCAAAGCUCACCAUUGACUCUGGGCCCCCAGGGGCUGCGGGGGGCUCGUGCCCACAGCCCCCCUCCCCCAAAGGACGCGGCUCGGUGGGAAGCCAGGCUGCAGCCGGAGGGGAAGCCGUACCCUCUAGCCAGGGGCAGUUCU
Molecule: messenger RNA, 1914 nt
Organism: Chrysemys picta bellii (western painted turtle)
Lineage: Eukaryota; Metazoa; Chordata; Testudines; Emydidae
Source: RefSeq, a predicted model, not a curated record